Molecule: messenger RNA, 5057 nt
Organism: Notothenia coriiceps (black rockcod)
Lineage: Eukaryota; Metazoa; Chordata; Actinopteri; Perciformes; Nototheniidae
Gene: cep126
Product: centrosomal protein 126
Exons: 11
Coding region: 251-3274 (1007 amino acids)
Biological process (GO): non-motile cilium assembly; mitotic spindle organization; cytoplasmic microtubule organization
Cellular component (GO): midbody; ciliary base; centrosome
Source: RefSeq, a predicted model, not a curated record
GACAGACACUAUAAAAGUGACAGCUAAGCCGAAUUAUUUCUGAGUUUUUUUUUAAACGACCAUUCACGAAAAGUUAGUGGAAUGUGGGGUCUAACAUUUUCUCUGCAUGUUUAUCUUCGCCCUGAAAAUGGUUGAAGGAGUUUGAACGGAGUACUGCGGACGUAUCUUCAAGACCCAAGAAGCCAAGUUAGCAGCUAGCAGCUAACCUGCAUGUCUGUCAGGCGUCAACAAGCUGCAGCAGCCUUGGAGGAUGCAAGUUGUUCAGGGCAACUUCUUCUACCACUCAAAUUCGAGGUUGGGAGGCCUCGAAGAUGAGAGACAACUUUUGGUUGAAGAGCAGAAGUUAUGCAGAUCCAGAUCUCGCAAGUUCUCCACAGAAACCAACCGACGAAGGAAGGCUCUGGAGGACAGAAGGAAGCAGCGGGACGCGCAGGAGCAACGGCUGAUCGAUAACAUCCUGAAGCAACGCAGACAGCGAGUGCAGGACGCAACUGAGCGCUUCCAAAGAGCCCAUUUACCUCCCUCACAGAGACGCAGACAAUCUUUCAGAAGAAAUAUCCCGAAUAUUGAAGAUGCACUCAAUGAAAUCCAAGGCGCGUUGAGUUCAUACACCCGGCAGUCCUCUUUCCUGUCCAGCAACUCUAACAUUAGCAGAAGCUGCUCUCCCUCCCCGAAGCCCCCCACAGUGUUUAAAUCCUCCCACCGCAAAGCCCUCUCUGCUGUGAAGGCCUACACUAAACUGCUUCAGGAGCAGAGCAUGACUUGCUUCAAGGACAGCCCACAAACUGAGAAGUCACCAGAGAACCAGCAAGAUCUCAGUCAUCAGGACAGCCAACUCUCUGAUAGCGCUAAUUCUGACAGCAUUUCCAGUAAGGACAGUUUGGAGAAUGAAGACCCCAACCACAGCACAAAAUAUUCCUAUCCGUCAUUCUUCCUUGAAUCAGAGAAGCCCCAUCCAGACCAAAACAAACAAAAGGAUUUGUUACCAAAUUCUGACCCAACGUCAUUCUCAACAACGAUGCAUCUUGGUGAUCUUCAUCAAUAUCAGCAAAAACAAGAUGAUGACUCUGGAGGGCCUGAUAAUAAGAUGCACUUUUCUAGAACUUCAUGGGGGUUCACAUCUGACGAGCGAACAUCAAAAACGGAGUCUGCUCAGCACAACUCUAACUUAUUAACUCUUUGUGAAAUGAUUAGUGCCGACCCAGAGCACUUUAAGGGAGACUCCUCUCAAAACAGUCCCAGUGACAACAUCAUCCUUACAAAGAGAGACGCUCCUGGCAACACGGCACUUGAUACUUCCUGUCCUAAACAAGAGGCCCUGUUGAAUCUCAGGCAGAAGGAAGUCCAUGAUGACAAACACUUCAAACGUCCAUCAGCUACAGAAAUGAUUGUGCCUGCCAAAAGUGGCAACAGCAAAGACUCUUUGUUUGGGGCUCUCCCAAAGCCCAAUAUGUACUUAAACGAUAGCACAACAGAUAAUGCCUCGCAAGAAGAGAUACUUCAGCAAACAGGAAAAGAACGCCUAAAUCAUUCUUCCCAGAAACCGUCUAGUGCUUCCAUAAACAACCUCAAUAAGGUUUUAAACCAAGACCCCAAAACUCAGAAGCUCAUGAAUGCAGCAUCGCUGCAACACGCAUGCUUGUCCAACAUUCAAUCAGACAUGAAGUGCCUUAAAUGUCCUGAAGUGGAAACACAAAAAUGGCCUGUUUCAGUGAGGACAUCUCGUUCAGUAUAUGAAGUCAGAUUCAUUAAAGGAAUCCUUAAAAAGCAGUCUAAGUAUAUGUCAGGAGAUCCAGCGUGUGCAUUAGGCUCCGGUCAUGUGAUGUUUACAAAACAAGUAGCUUUAGCGAUCAGAGAUAGUGUUGAAUUGACCAGGUCAAAAACGAAAGAUGAAGAGGGCAACAACAGUGUCAAAAAGAAGCUUCGUUGGUUUGAUGAGGUGCAUGUGGACACACAGGACAAAGAGGGGCACAUCAUGAAACAGAUGAAAGGCAAAUCAAAUCUUCGUCCGUCAUACAACAUCUCCGAGGACCACCAGCUAAGCCUCAGCUCAGUCUCAGGGGCUUCCAAGCCUGGACCCGGGAUGACCCCUGCAGCCUCCACUAGUUAUCACUUUACAAAACAAGCGUGGGCAGAUGUUGGGGUUCAAGUCAGCUUGGCCCAGGAACGAGCGGAGGAGGUCAAGGACAGCACCAGGACCGGUGGCCCCAAGGUCCCUCGGAGAGAGCGCUCCUCCAGGGCCGGAGCGGGUCCUGUUUCCUCUCGAGCCAGAAAGGGCACCGUCAUACGACCUCAAUCUGCCACCGAGGUGAGUCAGAUUGCCAAAACCCAAGGGAAGAUCAUGAUGCCCCGCCCACCUCCUAGGAUGGAAUCAGUGGAAGAAAAGUUGUUGUGCCUUGCUACGACUCCAUAUGGCAUGGAUCAGGCUGGUGUCAACUGUAAACAAGCUUUAGAGCAGGCCCAAGACAACUCGGAAGGCUUUCUCUCCCCUCACACACAUAGUGUUAUUAGAGCAGAAAGCACUGUUGCGUACACACCGAUGCCCCCCUCGUAUACCUACCCCGUCUCAAAGGGCAACACGAAGGGCCCGAUGAACUCAGCUCCCCAGGAGGCGCAGGGCUGCAGCAGGAGAAGAGGGAUGGUGUACAAUGAGAAAGGCCUGUGUUUAGGUUGCACUCCCACAGAUGAGGAGAUCUCACAGCUCUGGCACGGUGUCCGCACGGCCUUAGCCACCAAGGAAGAAAAAAACAAGCUCCGAAAACAGGCGUUGGACAGUGGGCGAGGUGUGAGGAAGCCCUGCGUGGAGCCGAGCAGAGCGCCUCCUGGCUCAGGGAACAGAAGGCUUCCUCAGCCAACAAAGGGGACCACAGAGCCUCUCAGACCAUUUUCCUUUACUAAUAACCUGGGCUUUGCAGAAGAAGGUUUGUUGAGUGCAGCCCAGUUACACCUGGCACAUGCUGGACAACUUCUGGCAGAAACAGACCUCGUCGCUGCCAUGGAAACAGCCCAAACACAGAGGCCUGGCACAGUGCAGCAGCGCAGCCAACAGCAGGGACCAAACAACAUAUCUCUGGAGGAGCAGAAAAUCCUCCUCUCUCUGGACAGACUCAACCACCAGCUGUACUGUGUGCGGGAGCAAAUUGGUGGUAAUGCUGGCACGCGUGGCCUCGUACUUCUUGAUGCUCCCCCUACAAGGGAAGGGAAACUCACAACCCAUCACAAGAAUCGCUCAUCCUCAGCAAACAACCGCUCUCGAAACCAGAAGAAAUUCUGACUGACAGCAUGCGUGAUCCACGGUGGUCUACCCUCCCUUCUGUGCGUUAUAUACAUACCCUGUCAUACUGCAUCACCAGACUUUAUUACUCGUUAAUAAUAAACUAAUACGUUUAGUCUGUUUAAAACUCAAUAUAUCUAUAACUGCUUGAGUAUUCUGGAUCUAGGGAAUGCAAAGGACCGUAUCAGAGAAACUAGACUAAACGUAACUAUCAAGUUAGAGAGAUACAUUUAUGUUUUAAUUUUUCCAUCUUCCUUCGACAAAAACUUGUGGAUAAAACAUAUAUAUUUAUUGAGCAGUAUACUAUAACCAAUUAAUUCUAUGUGCCUUUGAAAAUUAUUGUAGCUUCCAAUUUUUUUUCUUUACUAAUCAAAAUAAAUCCCUUCAUAUAAUUGACACAUGGCCAAAGUUGACCUCAUAAUAGUCCUUGUACAAGAUUAGAUUUUAUUUUCAAAGCUAUCUCAUUCUGUAUUUAUUUGAUAUAGUAAAACUAACUUUCUGUGCCUGACAGCGAAUGAAAUAAAGCUUCUUGUCAACCUACUGAUAAACUGACUGGGUGCAGUGUGUUCAGCAACUUCAGCAGUGUGAGUAUUUCAUCAGUGACACACAAGGCAGUCCGUAAAUAGAACUGGGGACCGGAAACGGUUUAUAGAGAGCAGUGUCGCAACGCUGAAGGUGUGUUUGUCUUUCUUUGAUGGCUGUAGAAAGGACGAUUAUAUCUUGUGCAUUAGACUCAACCUACUGGCUAAACAAGGUGAGCCAGAGGCCUUCCAGCUUUUUGUUGAAGUUGACUCUACCCUGAACUCUUGCUUUAGGUCCUAUUUCAUUAAAUAGCGUCCUUGAAUAAGAGAAAAGCCUGUAGAUUAUAUUUGUAUUACGUAUUAGUCGCUGGCUACUGCAAUCAAACGGUUAUUAAUUAAAUGUCCUUCUAUCUCCCUUGCCAAAGACUAGGGGAAAAAAGCUCUAGGGAUUAUUGAUGUGAGUUCAGUUGCCCCUCUUUCCCGGGCAUGUCUGGUUUUGCCGUUCAGUCAACCUGCUGGGACUUGCUCCAAAAGGUGGAGGAAGCCCAAUAGCUCAUUUAAAGAAUCCCUAUCCUAUCAGUGAUGACAUUGUUGUGGUUUAACUACAGGUUUCUUGUGUUUCAUAUGCAUAUAUUCUUUAGCAUUUCUACAAGGAGAUGUAAACAGUCAUGUGAAUGUGCUGCCAUAUAGAGUCAUGCUUCAUCUUACACAAAAUAGACACAGAGAGAUAUAUGCUCCGCUUUGGUGUAUGGUGAUGCCUGCAGCAGCAGAGGGAGGCCUUUUGAGGAGCUGUGUGCAGAAAGAUUCUCUAGUUAAAAAAAAAGGACAAAAGAACUGUGGUCAUUUGAGGAGGGGCUCUUGUGGCAUUUCUAAGCCAGUGGGUAUUAGGUGAUGAAAACAGAGAGAGGAAAACACUGACACUUCAUUUGGACAUGUCAGUCCUGAUAUUUAAGUGUCACUAAAACCAAAAUGUGCCCAGUAGAAGCAACUAGGACUUGUGUCCUCCUUUCUUAUCACCGGAGCCCCUCAAGGCUGCGUGCUCAGCCUUCUCCUAUACCCCCUGCUCACACAAAACUGCGUGUCAGCACACAGCUCCAACACCAUCGUAAAGUUUGCCAAUGACACCACCGUUAUCGGCCUGAUCACCGAAGGCGACGAGACGGCCCACAAAGAGGAGGUCAGAACCCUGAUAUCUUGGUGCCAGGAUAACAACCUCCAUCUCAACGUCAGCAAAACCAAGGAGCUGAUUGUGGAUUACAGGA